UGCCAAUGGAUUCACAAUUGAAGGCACAAAACAACUCAUUAGCGAAGCCUUAAAGUUGGGACCCAUUGGAGGGGUAUUUCAUUUGGCGCUUGAAUUGAAUGAUUGUUUGAUAGAAAAGUUAACGUUUGAAAAGUUUUGUUCAUCUAUUGAUACGAAACACAAAAUCUUUACAAAUCUGGAUCAAAUGACCCGACAAUUGGACUAUAAAUUGGAUUAUUUUGUUGUCUUUUCAUCCCUGGCUUGUGGUAAAGGAAACGCCGGGCAAUCGAACUAUUCAUUUGGUAACUCUAUUUGUGAGCGUAUAUGUGAAGAGAGACGUAGGGAUGGUCUGCACGGACUCGCCAUACAAUACGGACCCGUCGGUGAUGUGGGAGUGUUUGAAGGGACGGAUCAAUUGUUAUUGUUUUCAACACUGAGAAAACAGCGAAUCAACUCGUGUUGCGAUGUUUUGGACAAAUUGUUGGCAAUUAAACAAUCGAUUGUCACUUCAUAUGUUAAAGUGGACCAAACAAAGGAAGAAAGCAGUACUCGAGGCAAACGUUUGAUCCGAGAGCUGUGGCGAGCGCUGGGUAUCGACCCGGAGAUCACACCCAACCACUUGACUCUCGGCGAGAUUGGCAUCGAAUCCAUGUUUGCCGUUGAGUUACAGCAGGAGUUGGAGAGGGACUGGAAUACGAAGGUAUCGCUAAAUCAGGUGAAGACUAUAACCAUCGGUAUGUUGAAGGACUACGAGGCAGGUGUUGUGGGGGAAAUGAAGAAGCACAUGGCCGAUAUCAAAAGGGCCAGAGUCGCUAUCCUGAAGCUGAAUUUCGUGAUGCCCACCCAAACCCAUACACCACUAAACAGUGUGACAAAGGGUACGCCCGUAUACUUUAUGCCACCCAUUUUGGUGUCAUUCACGGCAAUGGAAGAGUUGGCCCAAAAGAUUAAUCGCCCGGUAAUCGGCCUGAAUUGGACCCGUGAGGUGAGCGCACUGACCACUAUGAAAGAGGUGACCGCUUAUUACGUGAAGCUACUGAAAACGCUUGAGCCGAAAGGCAAGUGCGAUGUGUUGGGCUAUUUUGACGGCGCCAUCAUUUGCUCCAAGUAUCUGCUGAAGGGAAUGGUUGGGCGGGCGGUCAUCAUCGACGUGAUCGACGACUCCCACUUCCGGGACGAGUAUAUGACCGACGAGUAUAUUCUCGAAUAUUUGCUAUCAUUCCUGUCAUCAGAACUGCCGGAUUCGUUUAAACAAAAAAUACUGCGCGACCUUAAAAAGGAGCAGGGUAUGAAUGGCAAAGUUAAAUAUAUAGUCAACGAGUUGGGCGACUUCGCCGGCAAAGGUCUGGUGGGAACUGAUAUGCAGGAGAUCUUUGAAGUGAUGAUAAGCAGAAUUCAUAUGCUUUCCAAAUACCGAAUGGAAAAGAAGAAGAAGUUGUCCAACAAAUUGAAGACAACGAUCGGCAAGAAGUGGUCCAAAAAGACGGGUAAACUCGUCGUCAUUAAGCAGUUUAAGUUUGAAUUGUGCGAAGACGUCGACGAGACUAUGGAGAGGGCACGCAACGCUUAUUUCCUACCUGGGUCAAAUGUA
Messenger RNA from Medioppia subpectinata, 1570 nucleotides. The record is from the annotation of a GenBank genome assembly. NCBI's taxonomy places the organism in Eukaryota, Metazoa, Arthropoda, Arachnida, Sarcoptiformes, Oppiidae.